CAGCUCUGUUAACCAGCUGAUACCAAAUUGUAUUGUUUACCACAUACCUUAGAUAUUGCUUAUUUUCUCCUUUAUAAAAAAUUAUCUAAUAAUAUAAGACCAAGCCAUGUCGGAGGAUCAUGGUAACGACUACACACUAGAGGCGGACUCCGAGUUGCGGUUUGAAAUCGAACAGAAGGACGCUAAAGUCCUGGUGUCCCUAGUUAACGGCUUUGCGGAGCUUUUCGGUACUGAGAUGGUGAAGAAAAAGCAAUAUGAGUUCGGCGUCGGCGCCAAGGUGGCGAUAUUCACAUAUCAAGGCUGUGUGCUACACGUUUCUGGAAAAAUGGACGUCUGCUAUAUAUCCAAGGAGACACCAAUGGUGCAGUACGUUAAUUGCCAUGCGGCACUUGAACAAUUCCGUACAGAGGCCGAGGAAAAGGACCGCCGAGGCCCUGUGGCCAUGGUUGUCGGUCCCAUGGACGUGGGAAAAAGCACGCUCUGUCGGAUUCUGCUCAACUACGCGGUUCGUGUGGGCCGUCGGCCCCUCUUUGCUGACUUGGACGUCGGCCAAGGAUCCAUUGCUAUUUCCGGGAGCGUGGCCACCAUCCUCAUCGAACGACCAGCGAGCGUCGAGGAGGGAUUCGCGAAGACUGCGCCACUAGUCUAUCACUUUGGACACAAAUCGCCCAGUGGGAACAGUGUGCUGUACAAUGCCGUCGUUUCCAAGAUGGCCGAUGUCACGCUGCAGUCCUUAAGUAGCAAUAAGCGAACAAAAAGCUCCGGAAUAAUAAUAAACACUUGUGGCUGGGUAAAGGGCUCCGGUUAUGCGCACCUAUUGCAUGCUGCUAAAGCCUAUGGAGCCUGUGCCAUCUUUGUAUUGGACCAGGAGCGUUUAUAUAACGAGCUACUUCGUGAUGUGCCUAAGGGUGUCAAUGUGGUGCUCUUGCCCAAGAGCGGUGGGGUUGUGGAGCGCAGCAAAGAGCUGCGACAUGAGGCUAGAGAUCAACGCAUUAAAGAGUACUUCUACGGAAACUCUAGGGCACCUUUCUACCCUUUUAGCUUCGAAGUUAAGUUCCAGGACCUGCGACUAUACAAGAUCGGUGCUCCGCCGCUGCCCGACUCCUGUAUGCCAAUUGGAAUGAAAGCGGAGGACAACAAGACUAAGGUGGUGGCAGUAACUCCCACACCCGCACUCAUUCAUCAUGUGUUGGCACUCAGCUUUGCCGAGUCCAUCGAGGAUGAUGUUAUUGGUACUAACGUAGCCGGCUUCUGUUGCGUAACCGAGGUGGAUAUGGAGAGGCAAGCUGUGAUGUUGCUUUCCCCGCAGCCGCGACCUCUGCCACAAAAUGCUCUGCUCCUGUGGUCGGAGCUGCAAUUCAUGGACAAUCACACCUAGCAUUAAAUACUUUACUUUAGAUAUUCGUUAGAAAUUUUAAAAUUAAUGUCUCCCGUUGAAUAAAAAUAUAGUUUGCUGAUGUUCUAAAAACAUGA
Messenger RNA from Drosophila eugracilis, 1473 nucleotides. It is a transcript of the gene cbc, whose product is annotated as protein CLP1 homolog. Bases 107 to 1378 code for a protein of 423 amino acids. NCBI's taxonomy places the organism in Eukaryota, Metazoa, Arthropoda, Insecta, Diptera, Drosophilidae. Gene Ontology annotation, molecular function: polynucleotide 5'-hydroxyl-kinase activity. The record is from RefSeq and is a predicted model, not a curated record. The transcript is spliced from 4 exons. Gene Ontology annotation, biological process: tRNA splicing, via endonucleolytic cleavage and ligation. Gene Ontology annotation, cellular component: mRNA cleavage factor complex; nucleus.